AUGAAGGGCAAGAAACGCGCCCUGAAGGGUAAAACUGAAGAAGGUGACAAGAACCAUGUUCUGAAGGAUGCACUUGAAGAGGAUGGCAAGGAACACGCCCUGAAGGAUGAAGUUGAAGAAGAAGAUGAUGAUGAUGACAAGAAAAAGGUUCUCAAGGAUGAAACCCAAGGGGAGCUGCCAUACGCGACUCGGAUCGAGGCUAUCAGAGCACUCUCUGCGCACCCUAUGAAACGAAGAGCUGCCCUUAUAAAGGUAGCUGCACAUCGGAUACAUCGCCAUGUCCUUAGACAUGACGCUAGAUCGAAUUAUGGAGAUUCUGAUAACACUGAUAUACCGCCAUGCCUUCCCUCUUACCAUACUCCCAUGACAAAUGAUCUGAGAAAUUAUGACAUCCAAGCUAUGGAGGCUGUUUGCGAUGAUGUGCAGGCUGUGUUGAAUCGUACUCAAUGGGAAGUCGAGAUGCUUACUGACCAGAUGAUGGAGCUAGAGCCUAAGUCAAAGACCAAGCUGGAGAUCGAGGAAAAACAGGAAGAUUUGUCUGCUUGGUUGUAG
Messenger RNA from Penicillium expansum, 552 nucleotides. RefSeq lists its product as uncharacterized. The record is from RefSeq and is a predicted model, not a curated record. The transcript has 2 exons. Lineage: Eukaryota; Fungi; Ascomycota; Eurotiomycetes; Eurotiales; Aspergillaceae. The coding region runs from base 1 to 552 and encodes 183 amino acids.